AUGACCCAGACAACACCAUCAUUUGCCGAUACGGAUAUAACCUCAUACACGACAACAUCAUCCACGGACACGGACACAGUCCCAUCUACAACAGCUGCUCCCGCAGAAACAGAUACAACCUCAUCUUCGGUAUACAGCCUCUCAUUCGAUCGCACCAUUCCCGCAUGCAGCUUUUCAUCAACAGAUAAUAGCCAUACGCUCAUACACAAGAUCAUCAAACCAUGUGGAACCGAAUGCAACGACACAACUAGUACCUCCCCAAUGUCAGAUUUUUCAACCCUCGCCCCUCGCCCCGAUCCCUGCACAACACCCAACAAGACCUGGACGCCAACUCUGGCAGUUUCUGCCACUGCAUAA
This is a messenger RNA of Penicillium verhagenii, 357 nucleotides long. RefSeq lists its product as uncharacterized. Bases 1 to 357 code for a protein of 118 amino acids. The record is from RefSeq and is a predicted model, not a curated record. Lineage: Eukaryota; Fungi; Ascomycota; Eurotiomycetes; Eurotiales; Aspergillaceae. The transcript has a single exon.